AUGGAGCUGGAUCCUGCACUUCCUGCUUUCAAUCAGACUGUGUUGAUGUCUGGGCCUGGGCCAUUUGUCCUGCUGGGGGUGCCAGGACUCGAGGCCCUGCAUACCUGGCUUUCUGUGCCCAUGUGCCUGCUGUACUUGGCAGCUUUGACAGGGAAUUCCCUUCUACUGGGGCUGGUGGUAACUGACGAGGCACUUCAGACUCCCAUGUAUCAGCUGCUGGGGCUUCUGGCAGUGGCUGACCUGGUUCUGGCCACAUCCACGGUGCCCAAAGCUCUGACUGUGCUCUGGGGCUUGUCGAGUGAGAUUUCCUUUGGAGCCUGCCUAGCCCAGCUCUUUGUUGCCCACGUGGCCUUCAUUGCUGAGUCCUCUGUGCUCCUGGCCAUGGCUGUGGACCGCUAUGUGGCCAUUUGUCAGCCUCUGCGGUAUGGGGCCUUGCUGACCCAGCGUGUGGUGGGUUUAGUGGCUGUAGCUGCUGUGACUCGUGGUGCCUGA
Fukomys damarensis (Damara mole-rat) is the source of this 492-nucleotide messenger RNA. Its product is annotated as olfactory receptor 52B2. The transcript has a single exon. Lineage: Eukaryota; Metazoa; Chordata; Mammalia; Rodentia; Bathyergidae. Gene Ontology annotation, molecular function: G protein-coupled receptor activity; olfactory receptor activity. Gene Ontology annotation, cellular component: membrane. Gene Ontology annotation, biological process: G protein-coupled receptor signaling pathway. Bases 1 to 492 code for a protein of 163 amino acids. The record is from RefSeq and is a predicted model, not a curated record.